This is a messenger RNA of Dioscorea cayenensis subsp. rotundata (Guinea yam), 2251 nucleotides long. RefSeq names its product xylose isomerase-like. The coding region runs from base 55 to 1506 and encodes 483 amino acids. NCBI's taxonomy places the organism in Eukaryota, Viridiplantae, Streptophyta, Magnoliopsida, Dioscoreales, Dioscoreaceae. Gene Ontology annotation, molecular function: xylose isomerase activity. The record is from RefSeq and is a predicted model, not a curated record. Gene Ontology annotation, biological process: carbohydrate metabolic process. The transcript has 21 exons.
CCUUUGAAUUUCACUGUUUAUUUUAAUUUUUGCAAUUUUUUUAAGAAUUGUUUCAUGAGUCUCAAAAUGAAGUUGAAUGGAUUUCUUCUCUCAUUGUUCUUAUUGGGUGUGAUCCUCAUCAAUGUGGAUGCAUCUGCCAAGGGUUCAUGCUCAGCAAACACAAAAUCCCAAUUUGGUUCAAGUUCAUAUGAAUGGAAUGGUGAAUUUUUUCCGGGAAUUCCCAAAAUUAAGUAUGAGGGUCCAAAUAGCAAGAAUCCACUUGCAUAUAAAUGGUAUAAUGCUGAUGAAGAAAUUCUUGGAAAGAAAAUGAAGGAUUGGUUGAGAUUUAGUGUUGCAUUUUGGCACACUUUCCGAGGAACUGGAGCAGAUCCUUUUGGUGCCCCAACAAAAGCUUGGCCAUGGGAAGAUGGCACAAAUUCAAUGGCAAUGGCUAAAAGGAGAAUGAGAGCUCACUUUGAGUUCAUAACCAAACUGGGAGUUGAAAGAUGGUGUUUCCAUGAUAGAGAUAUUGCUCCAGAUGGUAAAACAUUGGCAGAAUCAAAUGCAAACUUAGAUGAAAUAAUCGAGCUCGCUGCUGAACUUCAGAAGGGAACUAAAAUCCUGCCAUUAUGGGGCACUGCUCAGUUGUUCAUGCAUCCAAGAUACAUGCAUGGAGCUGCUACCAGCUCUGAAUUAGGAGCAUACGUAUAUGCUGCGGCUCAAGUCAAGAAAGCCAUGGAGGUCACACACUAUCUAGGAGGAGAAAAUUUCGUCUUUUGGGGUGGGAGAGAAGGUUAUCAGACUCUUCUAAAUACUGAUAUGAAAAGAGAGCUUGAUCACCUGGCGAGAUUUCUUCAAGCAGCUGUUGACUGGAAGAAGAAGAUUGGAUUCAAUGGGACUCUCCUCAUAGAACCUAAACCUCAGGAACCUACCAAGCAUCAAUAUGACUGGGAUGCUGCAACCACAUUAUCUUUCCUACAAAAGUAUGGGCUUUCAGGAGAAUUCAAACUAAAUAUUGAGUGCAAUCAUGCUACUCUGUCUGGUCAUAGCUGUCAUCAUGAGCUUGAAACUGCAAGAAUAAAUGGUUUGCUUGGUAAUAUUGAUGCAAAUACUGGUGAUCCUCAGAUUGGUUGGGAUACAGAUCAGUUCCUUACAGACAUAGGAGAGGCAACUUUGAUCAUGCGAAGUGUAAUCAGGAAUGAAGGACUUGCACCAGGAGGUUUCAACUUCGAUGCUAAGUUGAGAAGAGAGAGUACUGAUGUUACGGAUAUGUUCAUUGCUCACAUUUCGGGAAUGGAUACACUUGCACGAGGACUCCGAAAUGCUGCCAAACUGAUUGAAGAUGGUACUCUGGAUGAGCUCAUUAGAAAGCGCUACGAGAGCUUUGAUUCUGAAAUUGGGUCUCAGAUUGAGAAAGGGAAAGCUGAUUUUGCAACAUUGGAGAAGAAGGCAAUGGAAUGGGGAGAGCCAUCAGUUGCUUCUGGGAAACAGGAACUUGCAGAGAUGAUAUUCCAAUCAGCAUUGUAAAUAAGUAGAGAAGUAUCGAGGCAACAAGGAAGUUCACUGGCUUCCAAAUGCAGGCUAGCUUGAUGAGUGAUCCUAUUUUUACGCAUUAUCAGUAGAAAUUAGUCACUGUGACUCUUGACAGUAGAUUCUCAAAUAACAGUCUCCUCGCGUUUAGUUAGAAUAAAAGGCAUUUGAUCAUGAUAAUUCAGAUUGUUAUCUUCUAUAUCAGAAAGAAAGGGGUUAUUUAAGGCAACUUGUGUGUCAUAGAUUUAGAUAAAUAAAUGGUCCUUUAUAGUUAAGCAUCAAGUACCUAUCUUUUGUGAUUUGAAAGAAAGAAAGUGUCCUUCUACAUGACUUUGCUCCAAAGUCACACAAACUACAGUUGGUCCAAAAACCCACCAAUAAGCAAAAAAUUCUAUAUAAACAUAUCAGGGGAUAAAAACAAGCCUAAGAGGGGAAAAACUAUCCCUUGGUAGCAAGUAUUGUCUUCCAUCUUUAAUUCCCAUAGUAAACACGAAAAAUAAUUUCUUCAUGAUCCACUCAUCCUUACAAAAAGGAGGUUUGUUUGCAAGCCUCAAACUAGCAUUUGGGUGCAUAUCAAAUAAUAAGGGAAUUUAAUGCCAAGGUUACUUUCAUACUGUUUCAAGCCAAACUUUUUUCAACAGACAAUUGAAAGCUUUAAAUGAUGACUUUUUUACUUGGGGGAUACUGAGGGAAAGGGCUUGAUGAAUUUGGCUGAGUUGGUAAAGGUGAAUUUCUAUGCCAU